AUGCUCAAGGCAGCCGACCUAGUGUGUCCAGAAAAGCGACAAGCUUUUGCGAACAUCAGCUUAUCCCGAACUACGGUGACCGAGAGAGUGGAAGAACUCUCCAGCGACUUGAACAGCCAACUUAAAGAGAAGAUUAAGUCCUUCAUCGCGUUCUCCAUUGCUCUCGAUGAGCGCACUGAUGUGGCCCAGUUAGCGAUAUUUAUUCGCGGAGUGGAUGCUUCUUUAAACAUCACUGAGGAGUUUGUUUCCCUUGUGCCUAUGACAGACACUACAGCUAACGACUUGUAUGUUAGCCUUGUCGGGGCCCUUGACAAUCUGGAGGUGGACUGGAGUCGAGCUGUCAGUGUGGCUACGGACGGUGCACCUUCCAUGGUAGGUAGGAAGACCGGAGUGGUUACGAAGUUGAGAGAAAAGGUACGUGAGGCUAAUCCAGAACGGGUAUUUUGGAACUUUCACUGCAUAUUACACCAAGAGGCUUUGUGCUGCAAAAGUCUGAAAAUGGAGCCUGUUAUGAGCGUUGUUCUUGCCACUGUGAAUUUUAUCAGAGCAAGAGGACUUAACCAUCGGCAGUUUGAUGUUUUUCUUUUGGAAAAUGACAUUCAUCAGGGCCUUCCCUAUUAUACCGAUGUGCGUUGGUUGAGCAGAGGCACAGUUCUCAAACAGUUUUUCAAAUUACGCACUGAAAUAGCAGAGUUUAUGGAGGCGAAAGGGAAGCCCGUGGAGGAAUUGGAUGACCCCGACUGGACUAGAGACCUUGCCUUUUUAGUGGACAUAACGGAACACUUAAAUUUCUUGAACGUUACAAUGCAAGGUCGCAACAAACUCGUCACCGAGUAUUACGACAGUGUCCGUGCAUUUCAAAGUAAACUUUCAUUAUGGAAGACGCAGCUCUGCAAGCGCAAUGCAGCCCACUUCCCCUCUCUAAAAUCUCUGCCUCUCAAUGAUCAGAGUAUGGACAAGUAUGCAAGUUUGCUUUCAGAACUCAUGCAUGAGUUUGCCAAUCGUUUCACGGUUUUCUCUGAACUGGAAAAGGACUUUGCGCUUUUUCGCUCUCCAUUCACGGCAGACGCUUCUGAGGUCCCAGAGGCGAUGCAAAUAGAACUCAUAGACCUGCAGUACCGGUGCAAAGUAAUCGAGGUGCCCAAACUGGAAGCGGAACAGAAGCGAAUCCAGGAUAGAGUGAAGCACCAGAAGUGUUGGGCGUGUUCAGGUAAAAACGACAGUUUAAAAAUGCUAGCACCGUCUAAAACUGUUGUCCAGCAUGGCCGGAGAAAAGGGGCAAAUAGGAAUGUUAUCCCAGCAGAGGUGAACAUUAAACUGGAUCCACCUGCAGACCAUUGCACAGUGACUGUGUUGCCCACAUCGGAACAGAAACAAAUCCUGGAUAGCGCGAAUCACCAGAUGUUUUCAACACAUUCAGGUAAAAAUGACAGCUUAAAAGUAUCAGUGCCAACUGAGCCAGUUGUGCAGCACGGCCAGAGAAAAGGGACAAGUCAGAAUGUUACCCCCUCAGCAGAGCUGCACAUUAAACCGGAUCCACCUGUAGACCUGCAGGAAGUGCUCAUGUUGUCCGACUUGGAAUGGAGGCGAAUCCUGGAUAAUGUGAAUCGUGUGAAUAAAGCGCAAGAGCAUCUCAUUGCAUCUGCGAGAGAGCGCGAGGACCUGUACCACCGUUCCAAAGAAGCUGUUAAAACCUGGACAAACACCAUUGUUGCACAACACAAAAAGAAGCUGGAGGAGAAGAAAAUUAGAAAGGAAGUUGAAGAGGAGAAGAAGAAGCAGAUUGACAUAGAGGAAGCAAAGUUUCAAGAGCAAAAAAGAAAGGAAGCAAUCGAGCAGGCAAAAAAUGCGCACUUCUGCGAGAUGGACAGAGUGAGAAAAUUUCAUAGUGCUGUGCUCAUGACUGAGGUCCUGAAGGAGAGGGAGGCCCAGAUUGAGAUGAAGAAAAGAAUAGAAAAUGCCAUGAAAGAUAUUGAUAACCAGAUCCUGGACAUAAUCAGACACAAUGAGGUACAGGCUUUACAGCAGGAGAUGUUGAAAGGUUUGGAGAAGAAGCAACUGUGUCUGGAGAAUUCUGAGAGUUUGAAACAACAGAUGAAGGAGUACCAGGAGGCAACAGAAAAGGAUAGAAUAGAACAGAAGGAAAUAGAGGUAAAGGAACUUGAGCAAAUACAAAAGCUCUGUAUUGAGCAAGAAAUCACACGCAAGCAGAAGAAGCAAGAGGAGGAGAGAAACAUAAUGAAGACUCAUCAAGAACACCUUACUAUGAAGAAAAUCAUCAAAGCGGGUGAAGUUGAGAAAGAGAACUACGAAGAAGAGAGACGAAAGCGUUUUGUGAAAGAUAAAGACAAAAGGGUGAAGCUCUGGAAAGAAAAACAGGUGGAGAAUUUCAGAAGGGUUCAGAGUUACAAGGACGCCCUUGGUGAGAAACUGGCAGCAUAUUACCACGAGCACACCAUCACCGAAGAUAAACUGAUCGCCAAGGCAGCUUCAGAAGCUGCAGAAUUUCAGGCCAAGCAGGAUAAACAACAGCAUGAAAAGGAUGAGAAGAAGGCAGCCAUGUUGAAGAGUAUUGCUGAUCACAGAAUAGUGGUGCAAAAUGAGCUGGAGGACAAGAAGCAAAAGGAGAAACAGAACGCUAUGGAGAUGUUAAAUGAAAAGAAAGCAGCAGAUAUCAGUUUUCAUCAAGAGCAGCUAGUCAAGGCCCAGAAAAGGAAAGAGGCAGCCAAAAUGCUACUAGACACCCAUGUCCAUCAGAUGGCUGAGAAACAUGCACAGGAGCAGCGCAUUGAAAACGAAAAGCAGGAAUUUGCUGCAAGGAAUGCAGAAGCCAUCUUGGAGGAUGAGAAUAAAUUUCAGAAUUAUGCCAAGCAUGUGAUUCAGGCAGCCAAAGAGGCUCAGAGAAAGACCUUCCUUCUGCGCAAGGUCGCAAAAGAGGGCGUUGGUGGAGGACAUGGUCCUGCGCAUGGAGGCAUUAAACCAAGUUAUCAAGCUCAGGAUGAAGCAGGGACUGAGCUGCUCAGUUAUGUGUGCAGUAGAACUACAGGCAUAAAGGAACUGAAUGAAUAUAUUGACAUUAAAGAUUCUAAAAAUCGGCUGGGACUUAUUUGGUAA
Messenger RNA from Neoarius graeffei (lesser salmon catfish), 3114 nucleotides. RefSeq names its product cilia- and flagella- associated protein 210-like. NCBI's taxonomy places the organism in Eukaryota, Metazoa, Chordata, Actinopteri, Siluriformes, Ariidae. The transcript has 2 exons. The record is from RefSeq and is a predicted model, not a curated record. The coding region runs from base 1 to 3114 and encodes 1037 amino acids.